AUGGGUGUCUGUGACGAGAUGAUACACAGUGCAGCUACGUCUGGGCCACCAUCGGAUGUUGACUGCGAGUCCAGCAGGUCGGAGAGCUUUGAUUCUGAUUCCGAAUAUGACGUGAGUGAUUCCGAAAAUGACGUGUUUGAAUCCCAUUCCGAAUGUGACGUGAGUGAUUCCGAUCCCGAUUAUGACGUGAGUGAUGUGGAUUACGAUUCGGCAGUUAAUGAACCGGGCAACUCAGACACGGACGUUGGACUGCUACGACCAGUAUAUCCUACAGAAAAUGAAAUUGAAAAGCAUAAACAUAUUUUACGUUUACAGCAGCGUCUUCUUAGACUGAAGAGAAAAAAUCACAAGUUGGAAAAUGAAGUCAGGGAAUUGAAAAGUACCAUUACAGGGGUGAAUAUCGCCGAGAUAUAUAUGUUAAAACAAAUAAAAGUGGAUUCCACAGAAGAUACAUGGAGCGCUUUCUUGUUGAACCAGAUUAACAACAAAAUGAAGAAGCAUAAGAAUGGAAACAGGUGGAAUCAAGAAGUGAUCCGACGCUGCAUAAUUUGGCAAGCAAGAAGUCCGGGAUCCUAUAAAUUAAUCAGAAAAUCAGGAAUGUUGAACUUACCGUGUGAAAAACACUCCGGAGCUACCUCGGAUCAUCAUCCAUGGACUUUGGCAUCACAGAUCUUAUCAAGGAGGCAUUUCGUGCAAAAUUGAUAGAACUUGGAAAUGGAUGUGGCGUUAAGGUUAACGUCGCCGUUGACGAGUCGCAAUAAAACCCUGUGAAAGUUA
This is a messenger RNA of Daphnia magna, 777 nucleotides long. RefSeq lists its product as uncharacterized. NCBI's taxonomy places the organism in Eukaryota, Metazoa, Arthropoda, Branchiopoda, Diplostraca, Daphniidae. The record is from RefSeq and is a predicted model, not a curated record. The transcript has a single exon. Bases 1 to 702 code for a protein of 233 amino acids.